GUCAGAAUUGUUUUUGUUUACAUCGAAUCCUUCGCCAAAGCAAAUAGAUUCAAAUUUGUUUCCCAUUCCAAAAAAGACUGAUUCCAAUAAUGGAAUGCUGUGUUCCAGAUUGUGUCAACAAAUUCCAACAGUGGGUGGUUCAAUUUCCGCAGGAUGAGGAACUGGUAGCACGAUGGAAGGCUGCAAUUUACGCAGGAACUGGUCAGUAUCUGUCGGAUGGAAGUUCUACAAAUGCUGUUCGCAUGGUUUGUAAUCUACACUUUCCAAUGGCAGAUGAAGAUAAUUAUCAGGAACCGCUACUCUUCUUCAGAGACAGCAUAAAUGUACAAGUAGAUAAUUGUCGCUUGUGUCUCAGCUAUGAUACGGUAGUGAAUAUGCUCGACAAAAAUGUCGAGUUUGUUCAAGACUGCUCUCUCCAAUGGAUGGCCAAUAAGUAUUUUAACGCAAUACUGACAAGCGACAAACCGGACGAUCGAGGAUACUUCUGUAAGAGCUGUGUUAAUCAGAUCAACGCAACUCAUGUCUUUUAUCUGAAAGUGAACAAAGCUAUGGAAGAAUUUGAACUGCUGCAGCAAAAGAUUGCAAAAGAGAAUGUCUGUGUGAAGAAACCUGGGGGAAUAACCCAAAUAUCUGAUACUCGGACGCCUAUCGUAACAAUACCUGUAGAAAUUGCGCUUGUGAAACAAGAAACCGAAACGAAGCGAUAUUUGAUCGACGAAUCACUACAUGAGAAUGAAAGCGGGCCAAUUGAAGGAAUAAUAAUCAAGGAGGAGAUUCAGAUCGAUGAACCGUCAUCACCGCAAUCGGAUGGAUCCGAACUUACCUUGCAUGGAACGGUAAUAACGCGUCAGAUCUCUCAUCAAAAUGAAAGAACAACGCGUUGUUUGGUGUGUGAAAAGUCGUUUGCGUCGACACGAAAUCUCGAGCGACAUAUUAUUAAUGUCCACCAGAAAGAUGUGUAUAAAUGCAAAUUCUGCAAUGUUACGAAUGACGAUGAGCGAUUCGUAAUCGAUCAUAUUAAUGAGCAACAUUCCGCCAAAGCAUCCGACCUGUUUAUUAAUUGUUUUGUAUGUGGGGAACAAUUUCUCACGCACAGAUCGGUGAAAAUGCACAAGAGGACACAUACCGAGGCGGAAAUAAUGGCCAGCAAGAAGAAUCUCGGUGAGAAUAGGAAAGCGACUACUUGCAAGGAGUGUGGUGCAUCAUUUGCACACGCCAAGCAGAUUGUAGACCACUUCAAGGAGGCUCAUCCCACGGUGGAGUUAGAAUUUUAUCCUUGCACGAAAUGUGAUGCAGUAUUUUUCCAGCGGAAAUCCUUCUUCAGUCACCAAUACGCUCAUAGCAACAGAUACGCUUGCAAUCUGUGCGGCAGACGACACUACUCGAAGGCAAGAAUGGCAAUGCAUCAACAGACUAUCCACGGGAUUCCGUUGCCGAGUGAUUUCUACGAUACAUGCCCGAUUUGCAAUCAGCAAUUUUUCCGAGCUCACGGCUGGGAGCGUCACUUACGGACCCACAAGGAUCAUCCCAAGGAAGAAAAAAGGCUCGCAUGCGAAACGUGCGGAAAGCUCUUCGGGGGUUUGAAACAAUUGCGCAUUCAUGAAUUCAGUCAUAGUGGGGACAAACCGUCGAUCUGUUCGAUCUGUGGGAAACGAUUUGCCGCGUCGGCCUCGCUGCACCGACACGAGAAAACUUGUCAGGCGAAAGUCGAUGCGGAGACUGCAAAAAAAUAAUUGUUUUUUCUCGAAAUGCAAUUAUUUGUUACAAUUAAAUUAAGAAAAGUAAAUUAUAUCAAUGAUUCUAAG
Messenger RNA from Toxorhynchites rutilus septentrionalis, 1805 nucleotides. RefSeq names its product zinc finger protein 510-like. Gene Ontology annotation, molecular function: RNA polymerase II transcription regulatory region sequence-specific DNA binding; zinc ion binding; DNA-binding transcription factor activity, RNA polymerase II-specific. NCBI's taxonomy places the organism in Eukaryota, Metazoa, Arthropoda, Insecta, Diptera, Culicidae. The coding region runs from base 90 to 1733 and encodes 547 amino acids. Gene Ontology annotation, cellular component: nucleus. The transcript is spliced from 2 exons. Gene Ontology annotation, biological process: regulation of transcription by RNA polymerase II. The record is from RefSeq and is a predicted model, not a curated record.